CCAUCUUUGCAGCCAGUCGCUGGAAACACCUUUACGCUUUCGCUACAAAUUUACGUAUAUCCGUGAUUGUUGGGGAGGCAGGAGCUCUUUCAUUCGUGAUGCGUUCAUGGACAGCCGUGACGCCUGCAAUCGCCUCAAGAACACACAGCAAGCGGACGAUCGACAGAAGCAUAAGCAUAAGGCUGAUGCACGCACAUCUCUGAGAACACUGGUUGUCCACGGGGAUUCCGAUUUAUUUAGGCUUCCAGACGAUGAAAAUUUAAUUUUGGAUGGUGAUUUCCGGUGGCGUCGCAGUGACGGGCUCCUGCCCAGCUGUGAAGAUUUUGACUGGCUCGUCGACUACUUAGUGGAAGAAGUAAACACCACAGCAGAUGAUAAAACUGUAGGCGACGCUCUACUUGCGCUAAGUGCCAUGCCCAACCUAAGGAGCUCUACCAAGCGUCACUCCUAUAUCACGGCGCUCAUCCGUUGCAUGGACCCUGCCAGACCUCCCCGUGUCCGACAUGCUGCACUACGAGCCAUUGAUGAUGCUCGAGAAGAAUUGGCAUCUAUGACAAAUGAGUCAAUACCACAGGCUGUGGAUGCAACACUCUUGGACAAGCUCUCGUGUGCUAUUUUGACUGUCGUAUGUCCAAAUCACUCGCAGGACCAGACACUCCCAUGCAGUGGACCCCACGCCUCUUUUAACUGGCGUCGAGAUGCUUGCUACUUUCGUCUCAUCUUUGCUCUUACACAGAGUGAUGAGUGGCGCGAACGUCUGACCCGUGAUGGUCAUUUCGAGCAUUGCAUUGUUCUAGCCGAGCACUCCCUUGAACGCUACUCUUCGGUUCCCGGAUGCUACCUUGCUGGGAUCUUCGCAUAUAUCAAUUCCUCUGACAAGGUUCUUCCUCUCGGCCCUACCCAGAGGAGGUGGCAGGCAUUCAUCAGCGAAACAUGGGAGGAUACCCGCCACGAAAUUUACGAAGACACCGGCGUCAACGCACUACUAGUCCUCGUGGCGGCGACGAGGCAUAAUUUGCGAAGCUGGGAUUCUAGCGUUCCUAACGAAGAGUUAACAGAACUCACUACAGGUGUGUAUAGGACUUUGGAAUCAAUGCAAAGCACGAAAGAUUUCCUUGUGGCUUAUCGUCUAGAUCAGGUUCUAUUUGAUGCUGCCCUAUCCUCCGUGCAGGGCUUGUAUGACGAUUUGCGUCGUAUGAUCGAAAACCCAAACGCUUUGCAGACGGACAAUGGGUCUUUGGAGUCUUGAAGGCAAACCGUUAUCUAGCAGUAUCAUAUAUCCUACAAUGUCAACUUGAAAGUUUACACUUGGAUUGGUAUAUUUAUGGUCGAGCCAUUAACGUUAACUUGCCAGUAUUGCACCUACUAUUCAAUUCCGUACGAUAACUAUUUUCCCUUUAUGACUUGCCUCCCUACCUUGCAUAGGCAGAAUGUAUCGAACACCUCUAGUUUUUCAAUAACAUCAUCUUGAACUACUGUUCAA
Messenger RNA from Suillus discolor, 1483 nucleotides. RefSeq lists its product as uncharacterized. The coding region runs from base 107 to 1249 and encodes 380 amino acids. The record is from RefSeq and is a predicted model, not a curated record. The transcript has a single exon. NCBI's taxonomy places the organism in Eukaryota, Fungi, Basidiomycota, Agaricomycetes, Boletales, Suillaceae.